GGAGAAUUGUGUCUUCGCCAUUUGUUUGCAGUAGCAACAUUCCACAAUUUUAUUUUUGAAUGCUGGUAAAAAUCGUCAAAAGAUGAGCCAAGGAGGAAGUAUGCCAAGGGGAAACAGUUCAUUGUCAUCGACAUUUAUUAAAGAAUCUGAGAGCCAAGCCAAAUUCUGUCAAAGCCGUGUAGCUCUUGUAGAGAAAAACUAUGGAAAUCUGUGUGAAACACUUGGUUCUAUAACACGUAAAGCUGCUAGACAGAGAGACAAAGGUGAUCUUCUUGCCAAACAGUUACAGGAAUAUGCUAAUUCAGAAAAUAUCAGCCAUUGUACGAAAGCAGGACUCAGUCUAUGUGCCCAAAACAUGUCAGCUAUACAAGACUAUCGGGAGGCAGAGAUUAAAAGACUAGAAGCAAAAGUGGUUCAUCCAAUGAGUGGUUAUGGUGAUAUAUGUAAGAAAAAGAAAAAAGAUAUAAGCACAGAAUUAGGAAAUAUAAAGAAAGAACAGAAGACAUUACAACAAUUAGAUAAAGUCAGAACUAAAAGUCCGGGAGAUCAGCAUCAGAUUCAGGCAGAAACAGAAGUAAAGAAAGCCAAUACUGAUUCUGAAAUGGGAGGGAAAGCUCUAGAAGAACAAAUGGUGGUAUUUGAGAAACAAAGACUGGGUGAUUUAAAGAAUUCUCUAGCAGAUUUUAUCAACAUAGAAAUGAUAUUUCAUGCCAGAGCUUUAGAAUACUAUGCCAGAUGUUUUGAAAAUAUUGUGAUGAUAGACGAAGAUAGAGAUUUACAGGAAUUCAAGCGAAAAUUACAAUCAUCCAAAGGAAUGCAUGCAGACUUUGGUCAGACUUUAGGAGGAUUCACAGGAGGUUCUAGUACAGGGGGGAGUGACACAUUAGGGACAGGAUCCUCUUACACAUACACCUAUGGAGACACAUCAACAGCGACAGCAUCAGCAUCAGAUGCACGAAGAGUUAGGAUAAGUAACACGUCUAUGAUGUACGGUGAGGAUGAUGAUGACGAUGAGUUAUAUGAUGAUGAUGACGAUGACGAUUACAGUGUACCGAGGAGGACAGGGAUGAGAUGAUUUUAAAAACAUUUUAACUUAUACAGUAGUAGCAGUAUAGAUGACACAAGGAUGGAAUCAGUUAGGAUACCAGUCACAGUUAAUUUAAAUGCAUGUUUAAUCAUACCACAGAAAUAACUAUUGAUGUUGUGAAUAUAUCAUGCAUUUAGCAAGUUUAAUUUGGAGAUAAAAUGGUGUCCACCUACUUAAUUUAGUUUUGACUACUGAAUAAGGAAUUUCAAAACUAGGAACUAAGUCUUGAAAUUACAAAAUUUUAAGCUGAUUCAGCACAAAUAAAAUAUGGAUACUGAAGCAUGAUCCAUGUGUUGCUUGUAAUUGUGAAAAAUCAUUUAUAACAUUAGGGUGUUUAAAACAUGGUUUAGUUUUUCAAGGAUGAAUUGAUUGCAGUUUUGGUAUUAUUUUGAAGAAAAAUGUAUCAUUUUUUUUUUGUAGUCCUAAAGUUGGGAACAGACUAUCUCAUACCAUAGGAGUUCUUUUUGGAGAGAGCUAAAUUGCAUUUUCGUACCUGCAAGAAUUUUUUUUCAUCCAUAGCUGGAAAAGGGAUCAUAUAUUUUCACUGUGUGAAAAAGUAUUCUGAAAUUGAAAAUUCUCUAAAUCACAAAUUUUGUUGAAAGUAAUGGUAUUUGAUAUGGUAGAUACAUUGUAAAUGUUUUCACAAUUCUUGGGUCUAAAAAAGCAAGAUGGCAAAUUAUAAAUAGAAAUGUUUGUUUCGGUUAUGGUCACUGAUAUUGUGAUAGUAAAUUUUGGUAGAUGUGUAUUCUCUGCAGAUGGAUGAGAAACACAAGUGUAAGAUUUCCAUGACAGUUUAUCUCUGGUUUAUUUCUAUGAAAAUCACAAUAGAAAGAAGAAACACACCUGUAUCUAUCAUGAACCAAUUUUUUGUUUAUGCAGAUUGAAAAUUUUGUUAUUGUUAACUUGAAGGGUUUUCGUUUCAUUGUUUUAUAGGAUUUUUACACAGAUAUAUAUUAAGUGACAUUUGUUUUUUUGUUUGAAAUUACAGAAUGAUUAUGUGAAUUUUGAAUCCUAUAGGAGAAAACAUUUUGAUACAUUUUGUAUAUAUUUCCAUUUUGAAAAAGAAUUUAAAUCUCUGAUCAAAUGGACAAAUAUCUAUGAGAGGGGAUAGGAGGGGUCUUGAUUCUGAAAUCCCAGGCUUAAAAGCAUGAUAUUCCGUAAACCCGGACAUAAAAACACAAAAUCCUGAGGUCAAUCCAUCAUCCCAAGCUUAAAAACACCCGAUCCCAGAAUCCUGAUAAAAGUUCUACCCUUCCUCAUCUAUGGAAUUAUGAAUCUCAUUUAUAUGUAUCAGUUAGUGAUUUUACAUACAGUUUGUGUGUGUUUGUGAUAAAAAAGACAGAAAUAAAAAGCACAAUACUACUCAAUCCAUUAACACAUGAAAUUCAGACAGGGAUGUUAAUCAGAAAAAUAACAUGUUUUGUUUAUUUUGUUAUAAAUUACAGAAUAAGUCAUGAUUUCAUUAUAAUUUUUUUCAGUGUUCUCCCCAGAUACUUCAUUUAGCAUCUUGGUAAACAGGGGAUAUUGAAACACCAUCUUGUUUAUACAAAUUAUAGAAUCACAUUUAUAACAUAAUCUAUAAUAAAACCAAUUUUGAUAGCAUCGCAUUUAAGUUUAUAGCAUCACAUUGCCAUGAUGCUAAAAGCCCCUUGGGAGAACACUGUUUUUGUUCAGGUAAUUUUAUAUUGUUCAAAGUUUUCUGCUCAUGAACUUUAUGUGGGGGUCAUUAGUUCAUUGUUUCUAACAUUACCAUGACUGAAAACGUGCUUAGCCUCACAUUUUUAAUUAUCACCUAGAACUUAUUUUAGUCUCAGUUAACUCCGUCUAUUUUCAACUCACCUUUUAUAGUGCUUGACAUUUUCAAAAUCAUGACAUAGUUUGUAUAUUUACAGAAUUUAAAAGGUCAUAUUGAUAUAUAUAAUACUAAUAGAAAAAAAUAUAAGGUAAGAAAUGAUUGUUUAUAAACAUGUGCUGAUGAUGUGAUAUAAUUUUUCUUGAUAUGACCACAUGUAAAAAUUUAUAAGAGAAUGAAUGUUUGUUAGGAAUGUUUUUCUAUGUACAACAAAAUGAAAAUAUUUUUACAUUGAUAUUUUCUGCUGUUUAUACUUUGGACAACAAUAUUUCAGUAACAUCUCAGAAAAAACUAUAGUGUUUUUAAAUGUUUUGUAAAAAUUUUAAAUAAUACAAAAAAGUAUAUCAUUAUGCAAGUUUUAUAAAAUUAUUCUACUCAAGCACAACAUAAUCCAUUGAUUAAAUUCCAUAGUGAUUUAAAAGACAAGUAAAAUUUAAUACACACAAGAUUGCCAAAAAUGUUAAAAGUGAUGAAAUAAGCAAAUUGUUAGUUUUUACUGGGACCAAUAGAUAUAUUAGUCCAAGAAUUAGUUGAUAAUUGCCAGCUCAACACCAUCCAUGGCUAGAUUAGAUAUCAUAUAAAUAAUUUUGACUGUUGUUUUGUUAUUAAUGUCUGAUCGUAAAAAGAAUAAUAGAACAUAUAAAAUGUCAAAAGAUAAUGUCACAAGUACUUUAGAAGGUAAUUAAUUUGGUAUUCGUAACCAAUCAAAACAUUGUUUAUAUUAAAUAUGAAUAUAUUAAGUUGUAAAUAUUUAUGGUAUUUAUUACAAUUAUUUGGAUAAACAACAUAUAAAUGUAUGCACUGUAAAUGACUUAUGAUAAUUGUCAUUAAUUAUGUAAAUUAUAUGUUAAGGAGAUGUCCAUACCUAACUUCCAGGCUAAUUAUAUAUGGAAUAAGAGGAAUAAGAAAUGUCAAAUUAAAAUGUUGUUGUUUUUAUUUUUGUUUUCAUCUCAAUUGUUGUAAGAACUUUUAAAAAUUAUUGUUGAUGGCUAAAAAUCCAAACAAGGUUUUCUAGGUUUUUUUUUACUUUUUCUAUUUCUUUUUUGAAAAGAUUGUUAGGUAAUAAUUAAAAAAAUAGUUCUUCUGUCCUAGUUCUAUUGACCAAUCAAUCAUUUUAAUAUGACAACUAUGAAACAACUUGUCAUUUUGAAUACAAGGAACAAACAAUUCAGGGCAUAUAUAGAAUCUCAAGUAAAAAGUUCAGGGUUUAUUUUAAUGGUUAUAAGAUUCUAGCUUACUUUUGUCUUUUUUUUCAGUUUUAAAAACUUACGACAUAAAAAGGUUUUUCUAUAGUAUUUGCCAUUGUUUUGGCCUAGUUUAGGAAGAGACAAUUUAUAAUCCUUGUAUAAAACAUUGUAUUUUUUGGCGGCCUGGAGUAUUGUCUGUACAUGUAAAACUUCCAAUAAGGAUUAAGUAUAACCCAUGUCAUUUUUAAUUGACAUUAAUAUUUCUGUUCAACAAUAAAUAUCAGGUGGUUGACUUUACAUGAUGAAACUUGCCUCAAUUUUUUUAAUAUUUUAUUUUGUCCAUUAAGAUUGUGAUAUUGUUUUUAAAAUUUGUUAAUAUAUUAUUUAUUAAUAUUUUAUAUUUUAUGAUUUGUUUUACCGUAGUCUGUGAUUAUUAUAUUCCUCUGUGAUUUAUAUAUGACUAACCUGUCUCAAAGUAUAGCAUACUUCUCUGUUUAGAAGCUUCUGUGAUAGUUUGCUUUAUACAGCUUGUACGGGAAUUUAAAAAUGCUAAGGCCACAUCACAUCACUUAAUUUUGAGUUUUUGGAUAAUUUUAAUGUUUUUGGACCUUCUGAAAUAGGGCAUUAUUAAAGAUUAAAAUUUCAAUUCAUUUAAAUUAUAUAAGACUUUCUGUACAAGAUGGAAUAUUAUGGAUACUAUAAUUAGAAUUUACGAUUAAGCCAUACUAAUUUAUAUAUUUGCUUUUAUAUGAGAGUGACUGUUGGUUUAUUUUCUUUUAAAUGUGAAAUUUAUCCAAAACUAAGAAAUUUUUAUAUCUUGAGUUACAAAUUUCCAAUUAUUUUCUAAUUCAACAGACUCAAAAUUAUUUUGCUUAUGCUUUUACUAUAUAAUUUAUAGAAUUGUCAGAUUAAUUUGAUUAUACUUCACUAUACAGAAUACUAAAUGCUUUUCUUUUUAAUAUUUUAUACCUUCACUUUUAUAAAUAUAUAUGUAAGCAGUUUGUAUUUUAUAUUUUACAUGUUGCACAUAAUACAUGCGGGCAUAUUGAACAAGUAUGUUAGCAGUCACAAAUAUUCCUCAUAGUGAAAACCAUAUCCAGAUUUGAUAAUUUUUUGAAAUAAAAAAAGGGGAGAUAAUUUGAAUUAAAAAAAUCAACUUAUGUGUAGAAAUGAGCAUCUAAGUUCAAUAUUAUAAGAAAAUUUAGAAAAUUAGAAAAUAGAUGUGGGUUUGGUAUUUGUUUAUCAAAACAAAAGAUAAGGGGGAAUUAAUUUAUGAUCUCUUAUUACAUUUAAAUAUUUCAUUUUUUUCUGAAUAUGGUUACUUUAGAAAGCUUUGAGACAAAUGAAAGCCCUAAUUUUAAAUAUUGAAUUGAGUACUAACCCUUUAAAAAGCAAUCAGAUUGUUAUACUUGAUGUACUAGUUGUAAUAUUAUUGACCAAAGACUAACUGCAUGAUUAGCUCAGGUGCUUUUACAGUAGUGCAAAUCAAAGGACAAAAUAGAAUAAAGUAAUGUCUAGUCUAGAA
Molecule: messenger RNA, 5651 nt
Organism: Mytilus trossulus (common blue mussel)
Lineage: Eukaryota; Metazoa; Mollusca; Bivalvia; Mytilida; Mytilidae
Product: CBY1-interacting BAR domain-containing protein 1-like
Exons: 10
Coding region: 83-1075 (330 amino acids)
Biological process (GO): cilium assembly
Cellular component (GO): ciliary transition zone; ciliary basal body
Source: RefSeq, a predicted model, not a curated record